AGCAUGCAACGCGGCGCCUCUACGGUCGGCGGGGGGAGGGUCGUGUUCCUGGUUUGUAGCGUAGCCUCCAGAAAAGGGGCCGAACGACUUGUCGCUGUCCGUCGCCACCGCGCCGUGUUUCCCCGUCGUGCUUCGUGAGCAUGAACAGCGGCGGCUCCGCGGCGGCUCCCGCGAGGAGACCGGCGGUCCCCGAUAAAGUCGACAUGUCGCUGGACGACAUCAUUCGGCUGAACAGAAAAGAGCAGCAGCUCAAGAGGAGGCAGGCCACCGUGAGCCGCCGACCCGUCAGGAAGAAGGGCCGCUUCCCCCAAGGAAAGGGGGUCUCAGGUCCGGUCCAGAGAGGAAGUGGAGUACCCCGAGGAGGAGGAGCACCAAAGUUAAGGAACCGACGGGUCGCUCCCCCGCCGGGUCUACGACGGGGUCAGGGGGUCAUCACAGGGCUGGCAGCCAGGAGGCCCACCGCCCUGCUCAAACGAGUGGGCACACUCAACAGAGCAGCGAUCAACCAGAAAACGAGACAGAAACCGAGGCCCUUCUUUCAGCGCACCGACGUCCCGUUCAGGAAGCCGGAGGUCCAGAGGCGGCUGUACAGGCAGCCUGAUCCGCAGAGGAGCCAGAACGCAGCGUCUGUCAGGAGACCGUUUCAACUGCGACGGCGACCACUGCCACCCGUCCAGCAGACGCGUAGGGAAGCUCGCCAGGCCACGUUUCUUGUUCGUAGGGGACUCAAGGUACAAGCCCAGGUGCAAAAGACAAAUCCUCACUCCCCUCCGGUCAGAACUCGCCAGUGGCGCACAUCGACAGCCAGCAGCGGACUCUUGACUGUUUCUAUAGACAAUCCUACAGCCAGGACUCAGCCUGAGCCUCCCACUGCCUGGACCCUUCACCCCCCGGCUGUCAGCUCUGCUCCCGUCAAAGGAGAAGAGGUGGAGAAGAAAAUCCCAAAAGGAGUUCCCCUACAGUUUGACAUUAACAGCGUUGGCAAACCGCAAACAUCGAUGACUUUGAACGAGCGAUUCCGCAUCAUGAAAGAUCAGCGCACCACCACGGCCCAAAGCACUAAAGGCAGCAGAUUUGUCACCGUGGGUUAGCCAGCAAAUAGACUAUGACGACGAGUAAAACAAACUGAAGCUCCCGUUCAGACCCACGCGGAGAACCCCACCUCUCGAUGGAGGGGACAGUGCGGACCCACUCAUUGACUUUGAAAGAGGGAGGGAGGGAGGGGGCGGGCGGGCAACAGAUGAGUACAAUGUGCACAACUGCUCAAGUGUCAAUGGAAGAGUUGGUUUAAAACAAGUCCCCAUUCAUCGUUCAUAUCAUUGUAUGCAGCUGUUUGAAUUGUGGAUGUCCUACACCAGGAAGGAAAGAGCUUUUUUUUUCUCCUGCCUUUUGGACUCGGAAGUUACUCUAUUGUGAAGACUGAUUGAAAGUAUUUCUUUUUCCAGAGGACUAUGUAUUUGCUAGGGUGGCACGUUUGUUGUCGAUACCUGUUUUUGAGAAUUGUUUUGUAACGUUUCCUCAAAUAAAUGAGUUUCUCUUUAACAAUUUGAAA
This is a messenger RNA of Scophthalmus maximus (turbot), 1552 nucleotides long. RefSeq names its product UAP56-interacting factor. The coding region runs from base 141 to 1091 and encodes 316 amino acids. Gene Ontology annotation, biological process: mRNA export from nucleus. Gene Ontology annotation, molecular function: mRNA binding. The record is from RefSeq and is a predicted model, not a curated record. The transcript has 9 exons. NCBI's taxonomy places the organism in Eukaryota, Metazoa, Chordata, Actinopteri, Pleuronectiformes, Scophthalmidae.